Capsella rubella is the source of this 891-nucleotide messenger RNA. Its product is annotated as transcription initiation factor IIE subunit alpha. Lineage: Eukaryota; Viridiplantae; Streptophyta; Magnoliopsida; Brassicales; Brassicaceae. The coding region runs from base 388 to 759 and encodes 123 amino acids. The record is from RefSeq and is a predicted model, not a curated record. The transcript is spliced from 2 exons.
UGACUUGGAAAGGAGGCGGAAGAAGCAUGAUAAGAAGAAGAACGACUUCAAAUUCUGAGCUUUAUGCAGAGAAGAAACAUUGGUUUCAUGAGUAUGUACGCAGACCUUCUGGAGAGUUGGAAAGAUCGAACCAUAAAAUCAAGUUUUAGCAUGUCUCAAUGGCUCUCCACUCAAUUUGGUAUUGACAAGAUUAGUACUCUUACUAUAUAAACCAUAAAACAUUGAGUAGAGCUAGACCGGGGAUAUUCUAGUAAUUUGAAAGUCCUUAAGAUAAACAAAGGUACUACAGUACUACAAAGUCCUCUAUCUACUCAAAGCCAGAGUUCGUUAUUGGAUAUAUCCACUAGGCUUUUGUUUUUUUGUGUAAAGAGAUAUGUUCGUCUCGAAAUGUCAAAAGACAGCACCAUUAUGUUUUCCUAUGAAUUCUCAAGCUCUUCUCCCAUGGAAAUGGAAGUAAACAAAGAAGAGAUCCCAGAAGUGGAAACUCUUUUCCAAUCCGAAGAAGAUGAAGAUGAAACUUCUUUAGGAAAAAGAAAGAUAAAUACGACUACUAAGACAGAAGAUGAAAGAGAAGUAAAGAGAAUAGCCUUCUCUCAAGAAGCCCUACAAAAAGAAGAAGAAGAAGAAGAAGAAGAAGAUAUGGAUAUGAUCGAACAAGAUACAGAAGCAGAAAGAGAGGAUCAUAGAGUUAACGACAAGAUCAUGGAAGAUAAUGUUCUUGAAGAAGACUAUGUCGUUGACUUUGAUGGAUUCUUUUGAAACUUGUCUUCUCUAAAGAUGACCACUAUGUUGACUUUUUCGUUUCUCAAGAUCUUUGCUUGAUUGCUUCUUUGUCGUGUAAUUAUAUAUGUAUAUAGGAAAUGAAGGAAAACAAAAUCUGUUUUCUGUCUC